AUGAAUGAGACUUUCCUGAAUUCCUAUGUCCAGAUGCUCACCCAAAACGUCUCCCUGAUAAACACACCAGACACGGCUCUCAAGGUGCUGAGCAUCCUGGCCACGUUCGUCUGCGUGUGCGGCAUGAUGGGCAAUGGCCUGGUGGUCUGGCUGCUGAGCUGCCCAGGGCAGAGGACCCAGUUCUGCACGUACAUCCUCCACCUGGCCGUGGCUGACUUCCUCUUCCUCCUCUGCACAGCCGUCACCCUCUAUCUCGACCCCACCCUGCUGGCCUAUGAGGUGAUGGAGAGAGCAAGGUCCUUCACCUACACCACCAGCCUGACCCUCCUGACGGCCAUCAGCAUGCAGCGCUGCCUGUCUGUCCUCUUCCCCAUCUGGUACAAGUGUCACCGGCCCCAGCACCUGUCAGCCGUGGUGUGUGCCCUGCUCUGGGUGCUGUCCCUCCUGAUGAACAUGCUGGUCUCACUCUUCUGCAGGAAGUUCUGGUUCAGCCCAAGGCAGUGUUACACGGUGGACUCCAUCUUCAGUUUCCUCAUCAUGGGGAUCUUCACCCCAGUGAUGACCCUGUCCAGCGUGACCCUCUUCGUGCGGGUGCGGAGGAGCUCACAGCAGUGGGGGCGGCCGCGGCCCACGCGGCUGUACAUGGCCAUCCUGGCCUCUGUCACGAUGUUCCUCCUCUGCGCCCUGCCUCUGGGCAUCAGCUGGUACUUCCUCUAUUGGCUGGACCUGCCCCAGAACUGGAAGAUUCUUUUCCACCACAUGGCAUGCCUCUCCUCGGCCCUGAGCAGUAGUGCCAAUCCUGUCAUCUACUUCGUGGUGGGCAGCCAGGGACGCUGGUGCUUGUGGGAGCCCCCGGGGGCCAUACUCCGCAGGGUGCUGAGGGAGGAGUCUGAGGGGGAGGGGAGGGAGACACCCCCCACCAGCACCAACGAGCUGGGGGCCUGAGAGCCUGGGCGCCCCAGGGAUCUGCAUGCUUUCCCUGCCCAGUGUCUGUCUGGCCUGCUGUUAACAGCCCCAAAGCCUUGCCCCUCGCCCUGUUGGAGUCUCUUUCUUCUAGGCCAAAGCCCCCCAUGCCUUGAUGUGGUCUGGCUCUCACAAUGGGACUCAGCUGGGAAGACAAAAUGCAAUUUUUCCUGGGUGUCACAGGGCUCUCCUUCGCUGAGGCCUGGCCUGUGGAACCUGAUUGUCCUCCCAGGCUCUGUGGGUGGGUAGCCUGCUUCCAUUUGAAUGGAGAAGCACAUUCUCCCAGCCUCCUGCUCCCCUCCAAGGACAUCUUUGUGCAGGAGGCAGGGUGUGGUUCCUGUGACUUUGUGGCCUGAUGUUGGUCCUUGGGCACGUGCUGGUGGCAUCAGCUGACCACCAGGGGGAUGCCCGUGGUCUGCCUUCCACCAGGUGUCCUGCGGACCCCUUCCAUGACUGCAGUCCUUGGCCAGCCAUGUCCACCACUGACCAAACUCACUGGCCGUAAGCCAGGAGACAGCCUUGUCCUCCACCUGGCCCAGGACAGCGCUUGACCCUUGGCCUUUGCCUUCAGGUCACUGUGCAGCACCACACCUGGCAACCACGGCAGGUCUGUUUGCUUUGCUCCGGGAGGCUGCCCUGGAACCAGGAGAGCCCCUGCUGACCCCCUGGAGAUGCACAACGGAUCUUGAUGGGACUGUGCCCGGGAGGCAGGGGCAAAAAAACUGGAUAGGGGUCUUCCCAGAGUUGCUACUGGUCCUAAAAAUGUGUAGGAUGUUAGUGACAUUACAAGAAUGGGUUGUGACGGGUGCUGGGUGGCUCAGUCAGCUAAGCGUCUGCUUUCAGCUCCGGUCAUGAUCCCAGGGUCCUGGGAUCGA
Molecule: messenger RNA, 1838 nt
Organism: Lutra lutra (Eurasian river otter)
Lineage: Eukaryota; Metazoa; Chordata; Mammalia; Carnivora; Mustelidae
Gene: MRGPRD
Product: MAS related GPR family member D
Exons: 1
Coding region: 1-945 (314 amino acids)
Biological process (GO): G protein-coupled receptor signaling pathway
Cellular component (GO): membrane
Molecular function (GO): G protein-coupled receptor activity
Source: RefSeq, a predicted model, not a curated record